GGCUGCUGAGCUAGAGGCUGCAACAGAUCACUCCAGAAGGGAGUAUCUGUUGCAGCGGCUAGAGAAGUCGAUCACUGAUGAUCGGUGCUUCAGGUCACCAAGCACAUGGCUGAGAUGAUCCUGUUGGAGCACAAGAUCACCAGCUCCCAGUUCACAAACUGGGAUGAUCGUUUUGUGCGGCUAGAGCGUCGGGUUGACGAGCUGUCAGCUCAACAGUCCAAGAUCCUGGACUCUAUCCAGGGCUUGUCUGCUCAGCUGGCAGCCGCCAAGCUGAUUACUCCUCAGCUCCCUCUGCUGAAACCCAAAACCUCUCCUCCUCCUUCACCACCUCCUUCCCCUCCUUCAUCCCAUGGGGGAUCUGUACAUUCUUCCCAGUCAUCUACUCCUUCCCAAAAGGCCUCAGGAAAGGCCACCUAUGCUGCUGUGACUGCAGCAGACAGAGGUCCCAAGAUCCUUGCCCCCAACAAGUUCAGGGGCGAUGACCCCAAGACUGAUGUUGGGGACUGGGCUGCUGGGACCAGAGCGUACUUGAGGGGCUUUUGGUUGAGGGCAGCCAACCCUAGGAUCGACUGGCAGAUUCCUAGAGUUGAGCUACCAGACCGCCAGGGUGUGUAUCAGCAGUGCAUGAUUGCUGCUGAACAUCACCCUAAGACCUCCUGCUACUGCGUGAGAGCGAGGGAGUUCCAUGCUCUCUCUUGCCAGUACCACCAUGAGCGUCUGUUUAUUGCUCUGGUCAAGCAAACAAAUGCUCCCCCUGUUUCCUGUCCUCCUGAGAUACAGCAGGUGGUAGAUCAGUAUGCUGAUCUGAUGAAGGAGCCCUCUGGACUUCCCAACCGGCCAACCAAGCAUCACAUCGAGCUGCUGCCUGGAGCGGUCCCUCCCAAGGGCCGCAUCUACAGGAUGUCCCCUGCUGAGCUUGAGGAGCUCAGAAAGCAGCUUGAGACCCUGACCAGCAAAGGCUGGAUCAGACCCACCACAUCUGAAUUCGGUGCACCUGUUCUCUUUGUGCCCAAAGGGAACGGCGAGUUCAGGAUGUGCAUUGACUACAGAGGUCUCAAUAAGAUCACUAGGAAGAGUAUUGAGCCACUUCCUAGGAUCGAUGACCUCCUGGACGUGGUGCAGGGCUGCACAAUGUUCAACAAAGUCGACCUCAAAUCUGGCUACCACCAGAUUGAGAUGGCAGAGGAGGAUGUCUACAAGACAGCCUUCAAGACCAGGUAUGGGACAUACGACUUCCUGGUCAUGCCAUUUGGACUUUGCAAUGCCCCAGGCACCUUCCAGACUCAGAUGCACCGCAUCUUCAGGCCUUACCUGGACAAGUUUAUGGUUGUCUACCUGGAUGAUAUCCUGGUAUUCAGCAAAACUGCCAGGGAACAUGCGGAACACUUGGCUCUAGUUCUUCAGUCGUUACGUGACAGCCAAUAUAAGAUCAACAGAGAGAAGUCCUCUUUUGGAGUUCCGUCUGUCAUCUAUCUGAGUCAUGUAAUCUCUGGAGAUGGCCUGGCUCCUGAAGCAGCCAAGAUUGCUGCUAUUCAGGAGUGGCCUCAGCCUCAGACAGUGAGGGAUGUCUGGUCCUUCAUGGGUUUGGCCUCCUACUACAGAAAGUUUGUUAGGAACUUUUCUGCAGUGACUGCACCCCUGACUAACCUAACAAAGAAGGACACUCCCUUUCUUUGGUCCCUCCACUGUCAGCUGGCCUUCACACGACUCAAGAAGGCCUUGACUCGUGCGCCUGUCCUGAAGUUACUCGACCCCACUUUGCCAUUCAUCCUGACCAUUGACGCUAGUCAGUAUGGCAUUGGGGCAGUGCUUCAGCAGGAUGAUGGGAAUGGUCUACGGCCUGUAGAGUUUAUGAGUAAGAAGAUCGAGACUCAAAAGCUCCAGGACUCUACCUACGAGAAAGAGCUGUAUGCUCUUGUCUGUGCCCUGAAACAUUGGAAGCACUUUCUCCUGGGCAGGCACUUCAAGAUCUUUUCAGAUCACUCCACCCUACAGUGGAUGAAGUCCCAGGGAGAGUUGAACGAUAAACUGGCAUGGUACAUUCAGUUCAUAGACAUGUUUGACUUUGAACUGAAACACAAGAAGGGCUGCUACAACAAGGUAGUAGAUGCCCUCUCUCAUAGGCGUGACUCUUUUGCUCUGAUCUCCUCUACUCACUCCUUUGGAGAGGAGACCCGUCAGACCAUUGCUCGUCUACUGCCUCAGGACGAGACUUUUGGACCCAUUGUCAGGAAUCUGCAAGCAGAUCCUAACUCUGAACCAGGCUAUGCCCUGAGUUCAGACCUGCUGUACACGUACAGCAGAGGUGAGGAGCGCUUGUGCAUUCCCCAGGACCCACCACUCAGGACACUGCUGCUGUCAGAGUGUCAUGAUGCCCGGGGGCACUUCGGGUUCCUAAAGUUUAUGCAACCCUGUCGCAACGCGUCUUCUGGAAGGAGAUGCGGAGUGAGAUGCUGCGUUAUGUUGACACCUGUGAGCUCUGCCAAAGGAACAAGGUUCAACGUAAACCUCCUUUGGGAUUGCUCAAACCCCUACCCAUACCUGAUGGCCCUGCCCAAUCUGUGUCGAUAGACUUCACAGAUUUAGGCAAGACCACCCCUCGUGGCAUGCGUCAGGUUAUGGACUCCGUGAACC
Molecule: messenger RNA, 2634 nt
Organism: Chara braunii
Lineage: Eukaryota; Viridiplantae; Streptophyta; Charophyceae; Charales; Characeae
Source: the annotation of a GenBank genome assembly